GUGUGUGUGUGUGUGUGUGUGUGUGUGUGUGUGCAGGUUCACAGGGAGGCGGUGUACUACAACAUCAGACCCCUGGUGAAGCUCCUGGAGGAGAGCCCUCCUCUGUUUGGAGAGCUGGUGGGCCGGCAGCAGUUCCUUUCCAGAGUCCCCCACUACAGGGAGAACAUCGAGGUGCUGAUUCGUAUCGCCAGAGCCGAGGCCAUAGCCGCCCGACAGUCCACCAUCAUGAUAUGCGUGCUGCGCACAGAGGAGGACUUGGGUCUCUAUGACAACGCCAUCAACAGCCUGGAGUCAAAUAAGGAGUCGGUGGUGACGUUCGGACCCUGGAAGGCCGCGCUAUCCGUCAAAGACCUGCUGGACUGUGUGAAGCUGGACAUCGAGAGUCAGGGCUACAGUGUGAGCAUCCAGCGCCACUCAGUGGAGAGGAGCUUCCUGUCCACCAGGAGCUACGACUACUUCCACAAACUCAUCUUCACCUGGUGGUGAUGACAGGGGCUGCUUUUACCUGCUUCUUAAGAAAUUAGAUUAAAAACAACAGACAGCAAUUUGAUAUUUUACAAUUUGGAAUAGACCAAGUUAAUCCAAGUCGUUCCUGUCAGGGAAUAAUUUCCAUACAUGUUUACCUUUCGCCCUCUAACGCAGAUGCCCAGCCUUGAGCAGCAUGCUAUAUCUCCCUUAAGGAGGGGCUGCCCUAGCAAGUUGUUGUUGUUGUUGUUACCAGUUUAUGACCGGGCAGCUCUC
Molecule: messenger RNA, 741 nt
Organism: Notothenia coriiceps (black rockcod)
Lineage: Eukaryota; Metazoa; Chordata; Actinopteri; Perciformes; Nototheniidae
Gene: kctd14
Product: potassium channel tetramerization domain containing 14
Exons: 2
Source: RefSeq, a predicted model, not a curated record